Teleopsis dalmanni is the source of this 408-nucleotide messenger RNA. RefSeq names its product nuclear pore complex protein Nup205-like. The transcript is spliced from 3 exons. Gene Ontology annotation, biological process: nuclear pore organization. NCBI's taxonomy places the organism in Eukaryota, Metazoa, Arthropoda, Insecta, Diptera, Diopsidae. The record is from RefSeq and is a predicted model, not a curated record. Gene Ontology annotation, molecular function: structural constituent of nuclear pore. Bases 1 to 408 code for a protein of 135 amino acids. Gene Ontology annotation, cellular component: nuclear pore; nuclear pore inner ring.
AUGUAUGCCAUCGAAAAUUACAAUUCUGAGUUUAAUCUUCGACAAGAACAAUAUCCUGUAACAGAUACAAUUUAUAAGAAACGUUUUUUAAAUAAAAGUAUCAAUCCUGAAGAAAUUGAGGGUUUACAUGCGGUGUUAGAAGUUAUAAGGUCAGUAGCUAUUUAUGAUGAAAUUGCUCGAAUAGCUAUAUGCGAACAUCCAAAUUGGGCUCCUCUUCACAUAUUAAUAGGAUUAAUGAGUUGUUCAGUUCCUUUAAUGUUAAAAGCAGAUAUUAUAAACACAUUAGCAGCUCUGGCGAACUGUAAAGAAACGGCUGCUACCCUUUGGAAUAAUAUGGAAGACGCUCAAAUUAUACCUACAAUACCUACUACAAGUGCAUAUAGUAAGUACAUUUUUCUAACAUAUUAA